AUGUCCUUCUUUCAUCCGAGUCCCCCCUUAGCCGAGGCUUAUCUCACAACAUCCACAUUCUCGCAAAGCGAGGAUGUCAAGCUUAAUGACAUUUCUUCCACGAGCACGGACAAGAAGCGGUCGUAUACCAUCACCAUCGACGACUCGCCGACCAAGCCGACGUUUGGUAAUCGCACACCCGAGACUGCAAGGGAACGGCAUCAGCGCAAGCUCACAGCCGCGCGUGAGGCAAAUAAUUGGACGCGAAGAUACAUUGGCACUUUUAUCGUCCAGGGUUGGAGUACAGUUAAAGGCAGGGACUACAUCAGGGAGGGAGAUUGCGUGCAGAUUGUUCGAGUGAAUCCCAACAAAAAGCCGCAAGGGAGCAACGGUACCGCCACCUCGUCAGAUAAGAAGCAGACUAAACUCAAUUUUGGCCCGAAAAAGAAGCCGCAAAAGGAGAAAGACAAUUUCCUAAUCCGCUUCACCAAUAAAAAGGGCUUCGAGGUGGGAAGAAUCCACCAAGAGUAUGCAAGAUCGCUUUCUCGCCUGAUAGACCAAGAGAUCGCCACGUUCGAAGCAUCUGUCGUCAUCUGUCCUGAAGUGUUGACGACCGGAGUGGACAUGGUCCUGCAAGUCAAGGCCUAUCUGCGCGCGGAUCUCUUCACCUACGAUUCUGCGCUCAAGGCAAGGGGUAUCGACCCGGAUGGCGAUGAGCCAGUGUUCGCCGGCUGGAGCGAAGGUAAGGAGACGCCCAUGGAGAAACGGCUGCGCGAGCGCAAAGUCUCGCUGCUUAGGCUGUUCAACAGGUGUGACCUCAAGCCAGUGCGUUCGAGCAACGUGCUGGAGAAACAAUACAAGUCCAAAGGCGACUUGCUUGGCAGCGAGAACGCGAUCAAACUCGAUGGUGGUAGCGUCGAAGCAAAGGUCGCGCCCAGGAAGAAGAGCAUCUCGCCUCCCAACUCUGUCACGCAAAAUGCGGCCAAUCUUCGCGCCGGGGAGCAACAAACGCAGAGCAGCAGCCAGACCGUUGACUUGACAGAGGAUGACGACGUCAGCAGCUCCACAAUGAUGUGUGCAAAAGAGGAGACGGCUGAGGGUGACGCCCCGGCGGAUGGCACCGAGAUCGAAGAAGGCGAGCUGGAUCGUGUCUACAAGAAAGCGCAGGCGUUCGACCGUGAUCUGCUUGAAGUCGACCCUCCCGACACGUUCGCGCUCAGCCUACGGCCAUAUCAAAAACAAGCGCUCGGCUGGAUGCAGAGCAUGGAACGUAAAGACGAAGGAGAAGGAGACGACGCGCGUGAGCUCUCUCUUCAUCCUCUAUGGGAAGAGUACGUUUUUCCAGUAGACGAUACGGAUCCGAUCGCCACAUCGGCUCUGCUCGAGUCUACCCAGCGCAGCUUCUACUUCAACCCUUACACUGGCGAUCUCAGUUUCGAGUUCCAGCGCGCUAGCAAGGGCGCCCGUGGUGGCAUUCUCGCUGACGAGAUGGGUCUCGGCAAGACGAUCAUGGUCGCCAGUCUGAUUCAUGCCAACCGCCCUUCGGCAGAUGAAGCCGAUAGCUGCGCAGACGAGCAGGACGAAGAAGAGGACGUGAAGCGUGACUCCAAGAAGGCUAAGCUGGAGCAUGACGCUGGCGACGCGCACGUUGCGAACGGCAAAGUGGCAUCGGAGGCCGUGCGCCGACGCAUCACUAAAAGCUCUGGUAUUCAGCGCGGCAGAGCGACGCUGGUUGUUGCGCCCAUGACGCUUAUUGGGCAAUGGAGUGACGAGCUGCAGCGCGCGAGCAAGGCGGGCACGCUCAACGUCAUGCUGUACUAUGCCGACUCCAAGGGCAACCUCGUGCAUCAACUGCAGUCUGGCGAUGUCGACGUCGUCAUCACCUCGUACGGCACGCUUGCUCGGGAGUAUGCAAAAUUCAAAGAUCUCGUCGCCAAGGGCGUAAAGGAGGACACCAUUGCGUAUUCUGCGACGCUCUUCGUGGUGGACUGGCAGCGCAUCAUUCUCGACGAAGCGCAUAACAUCAAGAAUCGCGCCUCGCAGAAUGCCCGCGCGUGCUGCGACCUCAUCGGGGAGCGCCGUUGGUGCAUUACCGGCACGCCGAUCGUCAAUCGCCUUAGCGACCUGUAUAGCUUGCUUGCCUUCCUCAAAGUCGAGCCGUGGGGCGACUACAGCUUCUUCAAUUCGUUCAUUUCGAAACCAUUUGCGGACAAGAAUCCCAAGGCACUUGACGUCGUCGCAGUCGUGCUCGAGUCGGUGUUGUUGCGAAGGGAGAAGCGGAUGAAGGACAAGAACGGCCGGCCAAUCGUCGAGUUGUCGCAGAAGACCUUUGACAUCCAGUACCUCGACUUUUCGGAAAAGGAGCGUGAGAUCUACAACAAUGUCUACCACCGCGCACGCGUCCAGUACGAUCGCCUCAGUGCUGCAGGUCAGCUCGGCCGCAAUUUCAGUCUGAUUUUUUCAGUGUUGAUGCGUCUUCGACAGGCCGUCUGCCACCCUCUUCUGGUGCUCGGCAAGGACAAAGGACCGACAGGCGAUGCUCACGAUGACGAGGUGCCGGCUGACGAAGUCAACAGUCAGUUGCGUAAGCUCGUCGCAGGUUUCCAAUCCGGCAGCACGAGCUCGUCGGAGGAGGGUGAAAAAUACGCCGCCAAAGUCCUGCAGGACCUGGUCAGCGACAAAUGUGACGCAGAUGAUGACGGUACAUGCCCGCUCUGCUUUGAAGAGAUGACGAUCCGCUGCCUCCUACCCAAGUGCAUGCACAGCGCUUGCAAGGACUGCGUCAUGGGCUUCCUCCAAUCGUGUGAGGAUAAGGGGAAGGAACCGACCUGCCCAACCUGCCGCCAAGGACCUGUCUCUGCUGAGGAUCUGAUCGAGGUCAUCCGCACUCGUCCGCGUCGCAACAAGAUCGCCGAGGCUGUUCAAGCGGCCGACGAAGUCGAGGACGAGGGCAGUGAAGUAGACGGGAAGCCGCCAGGAACGCAAGAGUCUGCGCACUCGCAACCCGCUGUCUUUCUACGUCGCAACAACUUCCGCAGCAGCACCAAGCUUGAAGCGCUCGUCAGUCAGCUGAAUGAACUGCGCAUGGGUGAUUCCAAGUUGAAGGCGGUCGUCUUUUCGCAGUUUACCAGCUUCUUGGACCUGGUGGAGGUUGUACUGAAGCGCAACAAGUUCGCCUUUGUGCGUUUGGAUGGGUCAAGCACCCAGCGUGAGAGGGAAGAUGUCCUUCGGGAAUUCCGCGACGCUCCGCGACAGAUGAUCAUGCUCAUCUCGUUGCGUGCCGGUGGUGUUGGCCUGAACCUAACUUCGGCCAAUCACGUUUUCCUGCUCGACUGUUGGUGGAACUCAUCAAUAGAAGACCAGGCCGUCGAUCGUAUCCACCGCAUCGGGCAGACGCGACCUGUCACCGUGCAUCGCUACCUGAUCAACAACUCUAUAGAGGAGCGCAUCAUGGCUAUUCAACGCCGCAAGACGGCGCUUAUCAACAACGCUCUCAGUGGCAGCGGUAAGAGCGAUACUCUCGAGAACCUCGAGCUUCUUUUUGGCGAUUAA
This is a messenger RNA of Tilletiaria anomala UBC 951, 3531 nucleotides long. RefSeq lists its product as uncharacterized. The transcript is spliced from 4 exons. Bases 1 to 3531 code for a protein of 1176 amino acids. NCBI's taxonomy places the organism in Eukaryota, Fungi, Basidiomycota, Exobasidiomycetes, Georgefischeriales, Tilletiariaceae. The record is from RefSeq and is a predicted model, not a curated record. Gene Ontology annotation, molecular function: zinc ion binding; nucleic acid binding; ATP-dependent chromatin remodeler activity.